This is a messenger RNA of Psammomys obesus (fat sand rat), 2267 nucleotides long. It is a transcript of the gene Erich1, whose product is annotated as glutamate rich 1. The transcript is spliced from 6 exons. The record is from RefSeq and is a predicted model, not a curated record. Bases 56 to 1072 code for a protein of 338 amino acids. Lineage: Eukaryota; Metazoa; Chordata; Mammalia; Rodentia; Muridae.
GCUCCUGUGUCGGAGGGUGGGCGGCUAGGGCCCCGGGACCCGGCUGGGGUCCAGUAUGUCUGCCCAUCGGAAGCACGUGUUUACUGAAAAAGUGCUGAAGAGACUUUUCCCUAAUGAUUCAAGAGGCCAAGAAAAGGAGACGCUUCAAACUCCUCAGGCUUUGGAGACACCAUCCAAGACUGUGACCCCUGAAGCAGUACAGAACAGGCAGGCUCAUAGUCUGACAGAUGGUGACAUUAAGAUUCAGGCUGAGCGCCGGGUCUACACGGUGAGUUUGCCUCCUCAAGGGUAUAUCCCUUGUUUGCCAGAACCGACCAGCUGUGCCAGUUCCGAAAAUGCUUCCAGUGGUGGUGACACAGAAGAUGUGGAUCUUCAUGAUCAACCAAAAAGAAGACGAAUUAGAAAGCGCAAAUCAAAGAAAAAAAUUAAAAACCCCAAUGAUGUUAUUCUAAAGCAAGCAGAAUUAGAGCAACAGCCAGGGCUCUUCCAAGAGAAGGUGCACCCCCAGCAUACAGAUGCCCCCACAAUGAGCAAAAAUAAAAGAAAGAAGCUGAAAAAGAAGCUGCAGCUUAGGAGGAAGAAAGCAGCUGGCUUAGUCGUGAAGGCCUCUGGGGUCGCUUUCACGUACCAGCCCGAGAGCCCCGGGGAGGCAGGUGUGGAUGGUGCUGCAGAAGAAGAGGAAGGAGAUGAUCAAGAGAGCGCAGGUGCAGACACCACCCAGGAAGACGCUGAACUUGCCAACAGCAAGGCAGACAAUGUCUUGAGUUUUCUGAAGUCAACACAAGAAAUUUAUUUUUAUGAUGAUACGUCCAAAGACCUGGAUCCAGCUGUGUGCGCAGAGAGUGCUGAAGAGCUGCUUCACGCCCUAGAGUCUGGGCGCUUGCCUCCUGCAGAUGUGCUCAUUCUGGAUCACCUGAAAUCCCUGCUGCUUCUGCAGGACACAGAGAGGCUGGAGAGCGCCCUGAAGAUGUUCCCAGAGCAUUGUCUGAUGCCUCCAGAACAUGCCAGAGUAAUCUCAGCUUUCUUUAAUUAUUGGAUCACACAGAUUCUUCCUGAAAAAAACAAUGAAUAAAAUUCAGUAUUGCUUAAGAAGAGCUAUCUGUUAUUUAAUGCGAAGAUAUAAAUAGAUAUGAUGUGAACUGAGACUUCAUUCUUGUACUUAAACAUUUUUAUUUAUUUAUUAUUAUUAUCAUUAUUUGAUGAAUCAAACCUUGGAGGCAUUGAAGACAUUUUUACCCUGUUAUUUAUAUCAUCUAAGACUUUAAGUGGGAAAUUGGGGUAAAAUUAAAGCAUUUCACUUGCUUAUUGUUAACAUAUAUAUUGAAUUACUACGUAAAACUAGAAUUUUUUCUGGUGCCUGUAACAAUUAAAAAUGAACAUUUUGUUAAAUAAACUACAUAGUUUGAAGUUCUCAUAUUUCAUUAUAAAUAGCUUGUGUGUGAAAGCCCUCAUGCCUAGGGAAGGGCUCAGCGCAUGCAAACACUAGCGAUGAAGUGUGGUGACUGGAGUUUGAUGCUGAAACCCAAAGCUGCUGUGCGCACCUGUAAUCCCAGCACACCUUCGCCAAGACAGGAGGUGGGAGUGGAAGGAUUUCCUGGAACUUCACCAGCCAGCUCGCCUGACCUGUGUGUGCAGCAGACGGCCAGCUCGCCUGACCUGUGUGUGCAGCAGACGCAAGAGAGAGCCUGCCUCAGCACGCGGAAGGCCAGAGCUCGCUCCUGGAAACCACUCUGAGAUCCACACACGGGUGUGCCCGCACUCCCAGACACACAUGCACACACCUAAGUUAAAACUUUUUUAAAUGCCUUGUGGGUAUCACAGGUCCUUUAUAGGUACCAAAAGUUUAAGUAGCUUGGCUCCAGAAGAAUUUAGUCUCUUCCUACUUACCUACACUAGAAACAGUGGAGAGAAUCUGCUUUUCUCGUUUUCUCCUUCUUGGUGCUCUGAGGACAGCCACCAGCUUUUAAAUGGUGAGUUCUAAGAGUGUUAUCACUCGACCACACAGGUGCUGCAGGUGACAUACUCAGCAGGAGUCCGUACUCGCUCUAUCCACGAAAACAAUAACUUUAUUAUAUCGUAUAAUUCAUAUGAUACAAUGUGAAUAAAAUGAAGUUCAUCACCCAGUCAUUUUGGAGUGGUAGUGAGUCCUCACUGCCACCACUGUGAUUCUUCUCGAGUUCUGUGCCACUGUGCCUAGCUCAGUGUGAACGUUUAGAAAUGAAACACAGCUCGGGCUGCUUGCCCAGGAUAGCCAUGAAUAUAGCCAG